This is a messenger RNA of Mus musculus (house mouse), 11347 nucleotides long. RefSeq names its product AHNAK nucleoprotein 2 (gene Ahnak2). The transcript is spliced from 7 exons. NCBI's taxonomy places the organism in Eukaryota, Metazoa, Chordata, Mammalia, Rodentia, Muridae. Bases 133 to 10638 code for a protein of 3501 amino acids. Gene Ontology annotation, cellular component: plasma membrane; nucleus; cytoplasm. The record is from RefSeq and is marked validated.
AGUCACAACCCGGCUGCCCGCGGCAGCACCGGGCAGCGAGGCCGUGGGAGCCGCCCUUCUCCUGGCGCAUCAGCUCUGGGACCGCGACUGGACGCGCAGGGCCGCCGCCCGCCCGCACCACUAGCCGCCAAGAUGUGCGACUGCUUCCACGUGGUGUUGCCCACCUGGCCCGGAGCCCCCGGCAGCGUGUCUGGCCGACAGCUGCAGCAGCGGGAGCCAGAGGCUGAGACGGAAGACGACUCUGUGACUGAAGGGCCUGCGGGUGAGAUCAUUCGGCCAAGGCCACAGGGGUCCUCACCUGUUUAUGAAUACACAGCUGAAGGUGCAGGCUUUGGAGGCCAGGAAAACAGUCAAGGCAGGCACAGCUCCUCUGGCAGACGUAGGUCCUGGUGGAAACGGGGUUCAGGGGACUCCGCAGCCUUCACCAGCAUGAGCCAUCCAGAGGAGUCAACAGAGGUGACACUGAAGACUGACGUGGAGUCAGGAGCCAGUGGCUACAGUGUCACAGGUGGAGGGGAUCAGGGGAUCUUUGUCAAGCAAGUACUGAAGGACUCGUCGGCUGCAAAGCUGUUCAACCUGAGAGAAGGAGAUCAACUGCUUAGUGCGACCAUAUUCUUUGACCAUAUGAAAUAUGAAGAUGCUCUUAAAAUCCUUCAGUACUCAGAACCAUACAAAGUUCAGUUCAGAAUCAAACGGAAACUCUCGGCCAGCAAGGGAGAGGAAGGGGCUGUUCAGCAUUCGCAGCAAGGCCAGGAAAAUCAGGACAAGGACAUUGCUGAUGGGUGCAUGGAGACCCCUACAAAAACUCUAGAAGAAGCUGGAGACCGAGAAAGGCUUAUUUCUAAGUCCAGGGACGGACACCAUAGGCGAACCCAGGACAGAUUCUCCUGGCCAAAAUUUCAAACCUUAAGGAGCAAGCAGAGGGCAGGCCCCCGACGCUCACACAGUUCUUCAGAAGCCUCAGAACACAGGGAAACACGAGAUAUGUCCCCCACAAGCACAGACACAGAAGUCCACAGGACAGCUGACAGACAGGAACGGAACACAGGGGAAGGGAGACGAAGACGGAGGUUCCUGAAUUUGAGGUUUGGAAUGACAUCAGGUCAGAGCCCAGAUACAAGUGAGCAGAAAGGCAAAGACCCCAAAGACAGGAGAGGAGAUGCUGGAGCGCUGGAUGGGUGCCCAACACAGGAGGAUGACACAAAGGACAGAGAGGUGGCAGUUGAAGGCCAAAGGAAGGACAAGAAAGAGACAACUGGGUACAUGUCUGAAAAAACCACGCAAAAAAACAUGAGAGAGAAUUACUACAGCAUGGAAAAAGAUAUCCCAGGUAAAAUAGAUUUAAAAACAGACAGACAUCAAAAGAAGAAAAAGCAGGAUAAAAAACAGGAAAAGCAGACAAAACUGUUGCAACAGAGAGGUGAACACACAACAGGACUGAGAUGGGAAGACAGUUGGGAGGAAGUAGAAAGUCUAGAAAUUGGCAUUGCAAGACUGUCUCUGAAAGACACACCAGAAGAAAACAUGGAAGUAAAUAUACAGGUCCCUAGUGCCAAGCUGGAGGGGGAGCUGACCCUGGCCGACAAGGACGUGGUGGCCAAAGACAGCAAGUUCAAGAUGCCCAAGUUCAAGAUGCCCUCCUUCGGCGUGUCCGCGCCUGGCAAGCCCAGCCUGGAGGCCUCUCUGGAGGUGGGUGCGCCCAAGGUGGAGGCGGACGUGGCCCCGCCCCAAGUGCAGGGCGACCUGAAGACCCCUGACCUGAGCGUUCAGCUGCCGUCCGCCGACCUGGAGCUCAAGGCCGGCCAGGUGGGCGUGAAGCUGCCCGAGGGACAGCUGCCCGAGGCAGAGCUGCCCGCCGCCCAGGCUGCUGCUGCUGCUGGGGCCGGCCUGAAGGGCCACCUGCCCAAGGUGCAGAUGCCCAGCCUCAAGAUGCCCAAGGUGGACCUCAAGGGGCCCCACGUGGACCUGAAGGGCCCCAAAGUGGACGUGAAGGGCGCCAAGGGCGAGGUGAGCGCCCCCGACCUGGAGGUGUCCCUGCCCGGCGUGGAGGUGGACAUCCAGGCGCCCGGUGCCAAGCUGGAGGGGGAGCUGGCCCUGGCCGACAAGGACGUGGCGGCCAAAGACAGCAAGUUCAAGAUGCCCAAGUUCAAGAUGCCCUCCUUCGGCGUGUCCGCGCCUGGCAAGCCCAGCCUGGAGGCCUCUCUGGAGGUGGGUGCGCCCAAGGUGGAGGCGGACGUGGCCCCGCCCCAAGUGCAGGGCGACCUGAAGACCCCUGACCUGAGCGUUCAGCUGCCGUCCGCCGACCUGGAGCUCAAGGCCGGCCAGGUGGGCGUGAAGCUGCCCGAGGGACAGCUGCCCGAGGCAGAGCUGCCCGCCGCCCAGGCUGCUGCUGCUGCUGGGGCCGGCCUGAAGGGCCACCUGCCCAAGGUGCAGAUGCCCAGCCUCAAGAUGCCCAAGGUGGACCUCAAGGGGCCCCACGUGGACCUGAAGGGCCCCAAAGUGGACGUGAAGGGCGCCAAGGGCGAGGUGAGCGCCCCCGACCUGGAGGUGUCCCUGCCCGGCGUGGAGGUGGACAUCCAGGCGCCCGGUGCCAAGCUGGAGGGGGAGCUGGCCCUGGCCGACAAGGACGUGGCGGCCAAAGACAGCAAGUUCAAGAUGCCCAAGUUCAAGAUGCCCUCCUUCGGCGUGUCCGCGCCUGGCAAGCCCAGCCUGGAGGCCUCUCUGGAGGUGGGUGCGCCCAAGGUGGAGGCAGACGUGGUCCCGCCCCAAGUGCAGGGCGACCUGAAGACCCCUGACCUGAGCGUUCAGCUGCCGUCCGCCGACCUGGAGCUCAAGGCCGGCCAGGUGGGCGUGAAGCUGCCCGAGGGACAGCUGCCCGAGGCAGAGCUGCCCGCCGCCCAGGCUGCUGCUGCUGCUGGGGCCGGCCUGAAGGGCCACCUGCCCAAGGUGCAGAUGCCCAGCCUCAAGAUGCCCAAGGUGGACCUCAAGGGGCCCCACGUGGACCUGAAGGGCCCCAAAGUGGACGUGAAGGGCGCCAAGGGCGAGGUGAGCGCCCCCGACCUGGAGGUGUCCCUGCCCGGCGUGGAGGUGGACAUCCAGGCGCCCGGGGCCAAGCUGGAGGGGGAGCUGGCCCUGGCCGACAAGGACGUGGCGGCCAAAGACAGCAAGUUCAAGAUGCCCAAGUUCAAGAUGCCCUCCUUCGGCGUGUCCGCGCCUGGCAAGCCCAGCCUGGAGGCCUCUCUGGAGGUGGGUGCGCCCAAGGUGGAGGCGGACGUGGCCCCGCCCCAAGUGCAGGGCGACCUGAAGACCCCUGACCUGAGCGUUCAGCUGCCGUCCGCCGACCUGGAGCUCAAGGCCGGCCAGGUGGGCGUGAAGCUGCCCGAGGGACAGCUGCCCGAGGCAGAGCUGCCCGCCGCCCAGGCUGCUGCUGCUGCUGGGGCCGGCCUGAAGGGCCACCUGCCCAAGGUGCAGAUGCCCAGCCUCAAGAUGCCCAAGGUGGACCUCAAGGGGCCCCACGUGGACCUGAAGGGCCCCAAAGUGGACGUGAAGGGCGCCAAGGGCGAGGUGAGCGCCCCCGACCUGGAGGUGUCCCUGCCCGGCGUGGAGGUGGACAUCCAGGCGCCCGGUGCCAAGCUGGAGGGGGAGCUGGCCCUGGCCGACAAGGACGUGGCGGCCAAAGACAGCAAGUUCAAGAUGCCCGAGUUCAAGAUGCCCUCCUUCGGCGUGUCCGCGCCUGGCAAGCCCAGCCUGGAGGCCUCUCUGGAGGUGGGUGCGCCCAAGGUGGAGGCGGACGUGGCCCCGCCCCAAGUGCAGGGCGACCUGAAGACCCCUGACCUGAGCGUUCAGCUGCCGUCCGCCGACCUGGAGCUCAAGGCCCGCCAGGUGGGCGUGAAGCUGCCCGAGGGACAGCUGCCGGAGGCAGAGCUGCCCGCCGCCCAGGCUGCUGCUGCUGGGGCCGGCCUGAAGGGCCACCUGCCCAAGGUGCAGAUGCCCAGCCUCAAGAUGCCCAAGGUGGACCUCAAGGGACCCCACGUGGACCUGAAGGGCCCCAAAGUGGACGUGAAGGGCGCCAAGGGCGAGGUGAGCGCCCCCGACCUGGAGGUGUCCCUGCCCGGCGUGGAGGUGGACAUCCAGGCGCCCGGUGCCAAGCUGGAGGGGGAGCUGGCCCUGGCCGACAAGGACGUGGCGGCCAAAGACAGCAAGUUCAAGAUGCCCAAGUUCAAGAUGCCCUCCUUCGGCGUGUCCGCGCCUGGCAAGCCCAGCCUGGAGGCCUCUCUGGAGGUGGGUGCGCCCAAGGUGGAGGCGGACGUGGCCCCGCCCCAAGUGCAGGGCGACCUGAAGACCCCUGACCUGAGCGUUCAGCUGCCGUCCGCCGACCUGGAGCUCAAGGCCGGCCAGGUGGGCGUGAAGCUGCCCGAGGGACAGCUGCCCGAGGCAGAGCUGCCCGCCGCCCAGGCUGCUGCUGCUGCUGGGGCCGGCCUGAAGGGCCACCUGCCCAAGGUGCAGAUGCCCAGCCUCAAGAUGCCCAAGGUGGACCUCAAGGGGCCCCACGUGGACCUGAAGGGCCCCAAAGUGGACGUGAAGGGCGCCAAGGGCGAGGUGAGUGCCCCCGACCUGGAGGUGUCCCUGCCCGGCGUGGAGGUGGACAUCCAGGCGCCCGGUGCCAAGCUGGAGGGGGAGCUGGCCCUGGCCGACAAGGACGUGGCUGCCAAAGACAGCAAGUUCAAGAUGCCCAAGUUCAAGAUGCCCUCCUUCGGCGUGUCCGCGCCUGGCAAGCCCAGCCUGGAGGCCUCUCUGGAGGUGGGUGCGCCCAAGGUGGAGGCGGACGUGGCCCCGCCCCAAGUGCAGGGCGACCUGAAGACCCCUGACCUGAGCGUUCAGCUGCCGUCCGCCGACCUGGAGCUCAAGGCCGGCCAGGUGGGCGUGAAGCUGCCCGAGGGACAGCUGCCCGAGGCAGAGCUGCCCGCCGCCAAGGCUGCUGCUGCUGCUGGGGCCGGCCUGAAGGGCCACCUGCCCAAGGUGCAGAUGCCCAGCCUCAAGAUGCCCAAGGUGGACCUCAAGGGGCCCCACGUGGACCUGAAGGGCCCCAAAGUGGACGUGAAGGGCGCCAAGGGCGAGGUGAGCGCCCCCGACCUGGAGGUGUCCCUGCCCGGCGUGGAGGUGGACAUCCAGGCGCCCGGUGCCAAGCUGGAGGGGGAGCUGGCCCUGGCCGACAAGGACGUGGCGGCCAAAGACAGCAAGUUCAAGAUGCCCAAGUUCAAGAUGCCCUCCUUCGGCGUGUCCGCGCCUGGCAAGCCCAGCCAGGAGGCCUCUCUGGAGGUGGGUGCGCCCAAGGUGGAGGCGGACGUGGCCCCGCCCCAAGUGCAGGGCGACCUGAAGACCCCUGACCUGAGCGUUCAGCUGCGGUCCGCCGACCUGGAGCUCAAGGCCGGCCAGGUGGGCGUGAAGCUGCCCGAGGGACAGCUGCCCGAGGCAGAGCUGCCCGCCGCCCAGGCUGCUGCUGCUGCUGGGGCCGGCCUGAAGGGCCACCUGCCCAAGGUGCAGAUGCCCAGCCUCAAGAUGCCCAAGGUGGACCUCAAGGGGCCCCACGUGGACCUGAAGGGCCCCAAAGUGGACGUGAAGGGCGCCAAGGGCGAGGUGAGCGCCCCCGACCUGGAGGUGUCCCUGCCCGGCGUGGAGGUGGACAUCCAGGCGCCCGGUGCCAAGCUGGAGGGGGAGCUCUCCCUGGCCGACAAGGACGUGGCGGCCAAAGACAGCAAGUUCAAGAUGCCCAAGUUCAAGAUGCCCUCCUUCGGCGUGUCCGCGCCUGGCAAGCCCAGCCUGGAGGCCUCUCUGGAGGUGGGUGCGCCCAAGGUGGAGGCGGACGUGGCCCCGCCCCAAGUGCAGGGCGACCUGAAGACCCCUGACCUGAGCGUUCAGCUGCGGUCCGCCGACCUGGAGCUCAAGGCCGGCCAGGUGGGCGUGAAGCUGCCCGAGGGACAGCUGCCCGAGGCAGAGCUGCCCGCCGCCCAGGCUGCUGCUGCUGCUGGGGCCGGCCUGAAGGGCCACCUGCCCAAGGUGCAGAUGCCCAGCCUCAAGAUGCCCAAGGUGGACCUCAAGGGGCCCCACGUGGACCUGAAGGGCCCCAAAGUGGACGUGAAGGGCGCCAAGGGCGAGGUGAGCGCCCCCGACCUGGAGGUGUCCCUGCCCGGCGUGGAGGUGGACAUCCAGGCGCCCGGUGCCAAGCUGGAGGGGGAGCUGGCCCUGGCCGACAAGGACGUGGCGGCCAAAGACAGCAAGUUCAAGAUGCCCAAGUUCAAGAUGCCCUCCUUUGGCGUGUCCGCGCCUGGCAAGCCCAGCCUGGAGGCCUCUCUGGAGGUGGGUGCGCCCAAGGUGGAGGCAGACGUGGUCCCGCCCCAAGUGCAGGGCGACCUGAAGACCCCUGACCUGAGCGUUCAGCUGCCGUCCGCCGACCUGGAGCUCAAGGCCGGCCAGGUGGGCGUGAAGCUGCCCGAGGGACAGCUGCCCGAGGCAGAGCUGCCCGCCGCCCAGGCUGCUGCUGCUGCUGGGGCCGGCCUGAAGGGCCACCUGCCCAAGGUGCAGAUGCCCAGCCUCAAGAUGCCCAAGGUGGACCUCAAGGGGCCCCACGUGGACCUGAAGGGCCCCAAAGUGGACGUGAAGGGCGCCAAGGGCGAGGUGAGCGCCCCCGACCUGGAGGUGUCCCUGCCCGGCGUGGAGGUGGACAUCCAGGCGCCCGGUGCCAAGCUGGAGGGGGAGCUGGCCCUGGCCGACAAGGACGUGGCGGCCAAAGACAGCAAGUUCAAGAUGCCCAAGUUCAAGAUGCCCUCCUUCGGCGUGUCCGCGCCUGGCAAGCCCAGCCUGGAGGCCUCUCUGGAGGUGGGUGCGCCCAAGGUGGAGGCGGACGUGGCCCCGCCCCAAGUGCAGGGCGACCUGAAGACCCCUGACCUGAGCGUUCAGCUGCGGUCCGCCGACCUGGAGCUCAAGGCCGGCCAGGUGGGCGUGAAGCUGCCCGAGGGACAGCUGCCCGAGGCAGAGCUGCCCGCCGCCCAGGCUGCUGCUGCUGCUGGGGCCGGCCUGAAGGGCCACCUGCCCAAGGUGCAGAUGCCCAGCCUCAAGAUGCCCAAGGUGGACCUCAAGGGGCCCCACGUGGACCUGAAGGGCCCCAAAGUGGACGUGAAGGGCGCCAAGGGCGAGGUGAGCGCCCCCGACCUGGAGGUGUCCCUGCCCGGCGUGGAGGUGGACAUCCAGGCGCCCGGUGCCAAGCUGGAGGGGGAGCUCUCCCUGGCCGACAAGGACGUGGCGGCCAAAGACAGCAAGUUCAAGAUGCCCAAGUUCAAGAUGCCCUCCUUCGGCGUGUCCGCGCCUGGCAAGCCCAGCCUGGAGGCCUCUCUGGAGGUGGGUGCGCCCAAGGUGGAGGCGGACGUGGCCCCGCCCCAAGUGCAGGGCGACCUGAAGACCCCUGACCUGAGCGUUCAGCUGCGGUCCGCCGACCUGGAGCUCAAGGCCGGCCAGGUGGGCGUGAAGCUGCCCGAGGGACAGCUGCCCGAGGCAGAGCUGCCCGCCGCCCAGGCUGCUGCUGCUGCUGGGGCCGGCCUGAAGGGCCACCUGCCCAAGGUGCAGAUGCCCAGCCUCAAGAUGCCCAAGGUGGACCUCAAGGGGCCCCACGUGGACCUGAAGGGCCCCAAAGUGGACGUGAAGUACCCCCAAGUAGAUAUGUUUGACCACCAUGAUUCUGUGAGAACCCCUAACCAGGUUGGAUUUUUUCCAUUUUCUGAUCAAGUGGGUAACUCAAGGGACAUUUCUACCAGUUCGUGCCAUGAUUCUACUGAUGCUGGUCUUUCACCUCCUUUUGUGCCUUCUCAGUCCUUGUUGUCAUAUGUUCGUCCAUCUUUGAGUAUUGUUGACUCUCCACACGAAUCUCAAGGUAGUACACUCCCUCCUUUUACUGCUCGCGUAUUGUUCCCCAAAUUUCACAGACCUAAAUUUACCUUAUCUCUUCCACCUUCAGAGUCUGAAAACGUUCUGUCUGAGACUGAGUCUCAGGCUGUUGUCCAUUCUUUUGUUACGGCUCACACCCUGUCUGGUUCAGUAGUCCCUCAGGUCCUUUCUUCCGAUGCUGCUGCUUGUAGUGUUGUGGGUGUGUCCUCCAGUCAGCCUUCACUCAGUCAGCCACCUGAGGCACCUAAGCAAGAAGCAAAAGACACUUCCUUCAAAUUGCCUAGCGUCAAGUUACCUUCUUUUAAUUGGUCUCCAAAGAAGGCAGCAGAGAGUACAGGUGAUUCUCAGUCACAGGAGACACCCACACCCAGUCUAAGUUUGUCCUCAAUGGAAAUGGAUUCUCAAAUUCAAAGUAGUGUUUCCAUAGUGGAAUCCCCCCAGCAUGCCCCUCUGGAAAAGGACGUGGAGAAAGGAAGAAGCCGGAAGCUGAGCUUUUCCAUGCCAAGACUGGCACUACCCAAGAUAAAGGUUUCUAAGGGGACGGCUUCUGUGCCACACGGAGACAUGAGGCCUUCACUCAGUGGUACCACAUCUGGAGGUGAUUUGGUAGUCGUAGAAACAGCUGUCAGUGAUGCCCACGUUGGGGACACUCAUUCAAAAGAUGUCACCACAGAACUCCAUGUCAGAUCCCCCUCAACCACAGCAGAGUUGGUUAGGUCCAAAACUGAGCUUCCUUCUUCCAAAGAUGAUCUGAAUGUCAGAGGUGACAGCAAAAGUCUCAUGACUGUCUCUGCAAGUCAGCCCUUUGGGGAACUGGUACCACCCAGAACAGAAGGUCCCCUGCAGCCAUCCGGUAGACAGAGAGAUAACGCCUGCACCAUGGAAACCCCUGAGAUGGAUCCCACAGCAAAGGAGACGUCAACAGACUCGAAUGAGCGCCGGUUCAAAAUGCCCAAGUUCAGAGUUCCUGGUUUCAGACGCUCCUCAUCCAAGGAGCGAGACCGGCUUGGAGAACAGGAAGCCACUCAAAAGUCACAGACUCAGGUCAUCAGCAUCCCCUUGGAGGCAGAAGAAAAAGCAGCAGCCUGCGUGCAGCUGUCCCAUGUGCCUGAGUCCAAGGUAGAGGCACAUAUCUCCCUGGAGACCCCAGAGGAAGGGACCAGUGUGAAGCCCGUAGAGAGCCCAACGUAUGCAGAUGUUGUAAAACGAGAUCUCCACGGGACAGGCUCGAGGAUGCAUAGCUCCACUGUUGAGCAUUCCCACACACAUCUGUCCACCCCUGAGUUUGGGACCCAUCUAUAUAAAGACUCUGUCUCCCUUGUGAGGGUCUCAGAACCCCAGCUUCCUCCAGAAGAAACAGGCAAGCAGCAGCAUCCUGGGCCAGGAGGAAAUAUCCCUGCUGAGAUGGAGGCUAGAACAGGAAGCUUGCCUUCCCAGCCGCGAGGGCCUCUGAGGCUGAAGGCCUCCAUCACUGAUGUGGCAUCCCAGGUCUCUGUGGUGAGCAUGAGUCAGCUCUGGGAGGAUUCUGUAUUGACUGUUACAUUUCCCAAACUGAAGGUACCCAGGUUCUCCUUCCCUGCUCCCAGCUCUGAGGCUGAUGUGUUCUUUCCUGUGGUGAGGGAGGUCGAAGCCAGCAUUACUGGUCCCAUGCAUACAGGUAGCCCUGGGCUCUGGGAAGCCAGCAUUCUAAAGACAGGCGCCGAGGACACCAGAAUGCCACCAGCAAGCCUUGAGCAAUCUUUGGAAGCAUCCCCAAUUUCUAAGGUCAGAGUGCACAUUCAGGGGUCUCGAGGUGAAAGCCAAGAAGUCGCUCUUCCUAGCAGGAUGGAAAGGUGGAGCGCUGACCCCUUAGCUCCUGGAGCCUUUUGUACCCAGAUUGUGCGGGAGUCAGAGAUCCCUGCUUCUACAAUCCAAACUCCUUCUUACGGAUUUUCUUUGCUGAAAGUGAAAAUUCCAGAGCCCCCUGUGCAGGCCUGUGUGUAUACAGUGGCUCCUGAUUCGCAGCCGCAGGAGAGUGUGGGUGGAGCUCCCUCACCAGCCGCUGCAGGGGGACACUCUGCUCCUGCUGAGGCCCCACCUGAUACUGGCGAACCAUUUGAGAUUAUCUCUUCCAGUGUUGGCGUGCCUCCGGGGCCCCAACUUGCAGACAGCACCUCUGAUGAGGAGCCCGCAGAGAUUCUUGAGUUUCCUGAGGACAGCCAGGAGGUUAAGGUCUCUGGCAUGGAUACAAAACAGAAACCAGAAGGUAAAAAGGCCAGCCUGUUGUGGUCCUGGCUUCCGAGUAUUGGGUUUUCCUCCGUGGAAGAGAUGGCUGCUGAGUCCAGAGACACAACCCAAAGAUCCCCUGUCCACGUGCAGCCUACCGCUCGGCUGGACCCCGAACUGCCCAGGAAACAGGAGAAGGCGGGCUGGUUCCGGUUUCCCAAGUUAGGGUUCUCCUCUUCACCCACUAAGAAGCCCAGGAACACUGAAGACGGGGAAGGCCAGGAAGAGCACAAGCCCCAGGAGGAGACAGUCACCUUUUUUGAUGCUCGAGAAAGCUUUUCCCCAGAGGAGGAGGAGGAAGCCAAGUCAGAGGGGACAAGUGCCAGGCCUGGUUCUGAAGCAAUGGUGGCAUCCUCUGCGAGAACAGAACUCGUACUGUUGGAACAGGCUAGAGACACUGGUGACAAACCUAUCCCCAGGCCCGUGGCCAAAUGAGGUGAGAGGUCCGAGUCAGUGGAUGAGACCAGCCAACUAGAACCUGAAACUUAGGGUCUGAAAGCAACCCCAUAGCCCCUAGAACACGCGAUUGAUCUUGUGUCAAUCCACAGGCUUAAAACCAAAGCAGAAAUAAACAGCACUUAACCUGUCUCACACACAGCCCUCCUAUAGGGAACCGAAAUCCGCUACUUUCUUCCAAGCUUUGGAAGCAACGAAGGCUGCCAAAUUGUCUGGUUCUGGGAGCUCUGUUGGCCUUCGUGGGGUAAGUCCCAAGAGGCUGCCCAACACCACGAGAGCAACGUUGUCUCUGAAGUACCCAUGCCUGUGUGGGUAGGAGCAGCUUUUGGGGUAACCUCUGCCUUGCCGCUGCUGUUCCUAGUGACCUCAGCCAGCAGGGUGUGUGGUGUGUCCUUCCAACUCACAUACUCGAUCCUUCCUCGACUCUUUCGCUAAUGGCAAGCUUUGGGGCGCAGACUGUGAGGGUGUGUACGCGCGGCACAAAGGUCUGCACUCAGUGGUACCUGCGGGUUGCCCAGCAGGGUUCACACACGGGUUUACCAUUAGACCUUGGUGUGUGUCUGUUUGUCUGUCUGCCUGCCAGUGUGCUACUACUUUCCCAGAUGUGUACAACUUCCAUGCUCUGCCCAGAGCACCUCAUGUACAGAUUGCAGCCCAUUCAGUCACCUUCAAUAAAGGAAGCAAUGCA